Musa acuminata subsp. malaccensis (wild Malaysian banana) is the source of this 2796-nucleotide messenger RNA. RefSeq names its product probable methyltransferase PMT24. Gene Ontology annotation, cellular component: endosome; trans-Golgi network; cytoplasm. Lineage: Eukaryota; Viridiplantae; Streptophyta; Magnoliopsida; Zingiberales; Musaceae. Gene Ontology annotation, molecular function: methyltransferase activity. The record is from RefSeq and is a predicted model, not a curated record.
ACUCCCACUCGGCGCUCGCUUGCUUCCUCCUAUAAAGCCGGCUUGCUCUUUCUUCCGUCUCCGUCUCAUCUCGAAGCCGUCGGCCGAGGGUGGAAGCCCUCGCCAGUCCGCUUAGUUCGGUAGAGAUCUCCGGCCGGAGGGAGACAAAAUAUUUGGAUAAAUUUACAUGCAACAAACAUGGCAUUUGGGAGAAGCUCAAGGUUGGAUGGCAGGGGGACAUCCUCAUUAUGCUCGACAACUACAAUUGUCGUGUUUGUCGCCCUUUGCUUAGUUGGAGUAUGGAUGAUGACAUCCUCAACGGUCAUUCCUGUGGAGAUGGCGGAUACUCAAUCUGAGACUAAUGACAAAGUUGCUAAGUCCGAUUCUAGGUCAUUUGAGAAUCGUUCGGGCGAUGUCACCAAUGAUUCAACAAGCAGCGAUGGCAAUGACAAUGAAAACAAUGUUCCAAAUGAAGCCUAUUCUGCAUCAGAUAAAACAGCUGAAGUGCCAGUAGAGAAAACCAAAGUGAAGGAUCUUCCAAAGGGAAGCAAUGAUUCUAAAAAUGAGUUGGAAGAUACUUCAAAAACUGGUACCUUUAGUGAUGUCGAUGGAGAAGGAGGAGGAGAAACAAUCAAGGAGGCUGGAGACGUGGAUCAGGAGAUUGACACAGGUGAUCAGGCAGAUCGUCAAGACCAGAACAUAGAGGACAGAUCAAAGGAAGCUGAAAAUGAUGAUGAUACUAAAACGGAUAAGAAAUCAGAACAAGAUGAGGUAUCAGAUGGCGGCAAAAAUAAGGAUGAAAACAAUGAAGGUCCGGUAGAGGAGAAAUUGGAGCAAAAUGGAGACAAGAAUACACCACAAGACUUCGACGACGGAAACAAAGAGGGGGAUCAACCAAAGGACACAGGUGGCAAUGAGGUCUUCCCAUCUGGGGCCCAGUCAGAGCUUUUAAAUGAAACCAAUACCCAGAAUGGUGCAUGGUCUAGCCAGGCAGCAGAAUCAAAGAACGAGAAGGAAGUGCAAAUAUUAUCUUCACCUGAUGGCCAAAAUUUUGAUUCCACCUGGAAACUCUGUAAUGUCACUACUGGAGAAGAUUACAUUCCUUGUCUUGACAAUGUGGCAGCCAUUAAGAAGCUACACUUCACUGGGCAUUAUGAACACAGAGAGAGGCACUGCCCUGAAGAGCCACCAACCUGCCUUGUUCCUCUGCCAGAUGGAUACAGACUACCAGUGAGGUGGCCCAACAGUCGGGAAAAGAUAUGGUACAACAAUGUGCCACAUACCAAGCUUGCAGAAGUGAAAGGACACCAAAAUUGGGUGAAAGUUUCUGGAGAAUAUAUCAAUUUUCCAGGAGGCGGAACUCAGUUUAUACAUGGUGCACUUCAUUAUAUUGAUUUCAUCCAGGAGUCAUUGCCUGAUAUAGCAUGGGGAAAACGGAGCCGUGUUGUGCUGGAUGUUGGCUGUGGUGUGGCUAGUUUUGGUGGUUAUCUCUUUGAUAGAGAUGUUCUGACCAUGUCAUUUGCACCCAAAGAUGAGCAUGAGGCGCAAGUGCAGUUUGCUCUUGAGAGAGGCAUUCCAGCUAUAUCAGCAGUCAUGGGUAGCAAAAGACUUCCUUUCCCUAGUAAGGUCUUUGAUGUUGUUCAUUGUGCCCGGUGCAGAGUCCCAUGGCAUAUUGAAGGUGGUAUGCUUUUGUUGGAGCUGAAUCGGUUGCUGCGUCCUGGUGGUUACUUUGUCUGGUCAGCAACUCCAGUUUACCGAACUGAUCCAGAAGAUGUUGGGAUCUGGAAAGCCAUGACUGCACUGACAACAUCUAUGUGCUGGGAGAUGGUCAAUAAAACAAGUGAUGAACUGAACCAAGUUGGUUUAGCUAUCUAUAGAAAACCUAUUGACAAUAGAUGCUACGAGAAAAGAUCAGAAGAUAAUCCACGACUUUGCCAAGAAUCCGAUGAUGCAGAUGCAGCAUGGAAUGUUCCACUCCAAGCAUGUAUGCACAAGGUGCCUCUAGAUUCAGCUAGUCAUGGGAGGAUGUGGCCUGAGCAGUGGCCACAAAGGUUGGAGAAGGUGCCUCACUGGCUAAACAAUUCUCAACCUGGGGUUUAUGGUAAACCUGCACCAGAAGACUUUGUAUCAGACUAUGAGCACUGGAAACGGGUUGUUAGCAAAUCAUAUGUCGGUGGAAUGGGAAUUAACUGGUCUACUGUGAGAAAUGUCAUGGACAUGAGAUCUGUAUAUGGAGGCUUUGCUGCAGCUUUGCGAGAUAUGAAGGUCUGGGUGAUGAAUAUUGUCUCAAUCGAUUCACCAGAUACACUCCCUGUUAUUUAUGAGAGGGGCUUGUUUGGAAUGUAUCAUGAUUGGUGUGAAUCAUUCAGCACCUACCCAAGAACAUAUGAUCUUCUCCAUGCCGACCAUUUAUUCUCUAAAAUCAAGAAAAGGUGCCAACUACGGCCUGUAAUUGUUGAGGUCGACCGGAUAACAAGGCCGGGAGGAAAGCUGAUCGUGAGGGACGAUGUUAACACAAUCAGUGAAAUAGAGACCACGGUUAAGUCUCUGCAAUGGGAGAUCCGGCUGACAUAUUCGAAGGACAAUGAAGGCUUGUUGUGUGCCGAGAAGACAAUGUGGCGGCCAAAACAGGUCGAGACGAGUAUGCCGUAGAGAGUAGGUGUAUGAAUGCUGCCAUUUCUGAGGGAGAUGGGUAUGGUAUGGUUUUUGUCGUUAUUUACAUUUUCAAGAAGGGGAAAGAAAAAGUUGUGCAAGUUACUAAUUUCAUAAUUAAUUCUUCUCGAGGUCAAAGAAAUUGUUCUGCUAGAGAUUAUCUAA